AUGAGCGUCCCCCAUCCCGCCACAGCAGCACCCCACGGAGGAAUCGCUGACCAGAAAGGGGCAUCGGCGUGUCAAGCUGAAACAGAACUAAAACCUUUACUGUUUUAUCUCUUUACUUUUUCAGGAGGGAUAUUUGAAACUGUGGAAAAUGAACCUGUUAACAUUGAAGAGCUAGCUUUCAAAUUUGCAGUCACCAACAUUAACAGAAACAGAACACUGAUGCCUAAUACCACAUUAACCUAUGACAUCCAGAGAAUUAACCUCUUCGAUAGCUUUGAAGCCUCAAGGCGAGCAUGUGAUCAGCUUGCUCUUGGAGUAGCUGCACUCUUUGGACCAUCUCACAGCUCAUCAGUCAGCGCAGUACAGUCCAUUUGCAAUGCCCUUGAAGUCCCACAUAUACAGACCCGGUGGAAACAUCCAACAGUGGAUAACAAAGAUUCCUUUUACAUCAACCUAUACCCAGACUAUGCAGCCAUCAGCAGGGCAGUUUUGGAUUUGGUGCUAUAUUACAACUGGAAGAUAGUAACAGUCGUAUACGAAGACAGCACAGGUCUAAUUCGCCUGCAAGAACUCAUCAAAGCCCCUUCUAGGUACAACAUUAAAAUCAAAAUCCGCCAGUUGCCCUCGGGGAAUAAAGAUGCCCGGCCUUUGCUCAAGGAGAUGAAGAAGGGCAAAGAGUUCUAUGUGAUAUUUGAUUGCUCGCAUGAAACAGCAGCAGAAAUCCUCAAACAGAUUCUCUCCAUGGGAAUGAUGACUGAGUACUACCACUACUUUUUUACAACCCUGGAUUUGUUCGCACUAGACCUGGAACCCUACCGAUACAGUGGAGUCAAUAUGACUGGAUUUCGCCUGCUCAGCAUUGACAAUGUGCAAGUAGCAUCAGUUAUGGAGAAGUGGUCAAUGGAACGACUGCAGGCACCACCCAAGCCAGAGACUGGUCUCCUGGAUGGCAUGAUGACUACAGAAGCAGCUCUGAUGUAUGAUGCUGUUUACAUGGUCGCAGUGGCUUCCCAGCGUGCUUCCCAAAUGACUGUCAGUUCCCUGCAGUGUCACCGGCAUAAGCCAUGGCGUUUUGGACCCAGAUUCAUGAACCUGAUAAAAGAGGCUCGUUGGGAUGGUUUGACAGGGCGAAUUACUUUCAACAAAACAGAUGGCUUAAGAAAGGAUUUUGAUUUGGACAUUAUUAGCCUCAAGGAGGAAGGAACAGAAAAGGCUGCUGGUGAAGUUUCUAAUCAUUUAUAUAAAGUAUGGAAGAAGAUUGGGGUUUGGAAUUCAAACAGUGGCCUUAACAUGACUGACAGCAAUAAAGACAGAUCUACCAAUAUCACUGAUUCACUGGCGAACAGAACAUUAAUAGUCACUACAAUUUUGGAAGACCCCUAUGUGAUGUACAAGAAAUCUGAUAAGCCCCUUUACGGCAAUGAUAGAUUUGAAGGGUACUGCCUGGAUUUGUUGAAGGAACUAUCAAAUAUCUUAGGCUUCAUCUAUGAAGUGAAACUAGUGUCUGAUGGUAAAUAUGGAGCCCAGAAUGACAAAGGAGAAUGGAAUGGAAUGGUCAAAGAACUCAUAGAUCAUAAAGCUGACCUGGCAGUUGCUCCACUCACUAUUACCUAUGUAAGAGAGAAAGUAAUUGACUUUUCCAAGCCCUUCAUGACACUGGGAAUCAGUAUUUUGUACCGGAAGCCAAAUGGCACAAAUCCUGGUGUUUUUUCCUUUCUAAAUCCUCUUUCUCCUGAUAUUUGGAUGUAUGUCCUCCUCGCCUGCCUUGGAGUCAGUUGUGUCCUCUUUGUCAUUGCAAGGUUUACACCCUAUGAGUGGUAUAACCCCCACCCGUGCAACCCUGACUCAGAUGUGGUGGAAAACAAUUUUACUUUACUUAAUAGUUUCUGGUUUGGAGUUGGAGCUCUCAUGCAGCAAGGAUCAGAGCUAAUGCCAAAAGCUCUUUCUACCAGAAUAGUUGGAGGAAUAUGGUGGUUUUUCACAUUAAUCAUAAUAUCAUCCUACACUGCUAAUUUGGCUGCCUUCUUGACCGUUGAGAGAAUGGAAUCCCCCAUUGAUUCGGCUGAUGAUUUGGCAAAGCAAACUAAAAUAGAAUACGGAGCUGUCAGAGAUGGAUCAACAAUGACCUUCUUCAAGAAAUCGAAAAUAUCAACAUAUGAGAAAAUGUGGGCAUUUAUGAGCAGCAGGCAGCAAACAGCUCUGGUGAAGAAUAAUGAUGAAGGAAUCCAACGUGUGCUCACCACAGAUUAUGCUCUGCUGAUGGAAUCAACCAGUAUAGAAUAUGUUACUCAGAGAAACUGCAAUCUCACUCAGAUUGGGGGACUCAUUGAUUCCAAAGGUUAUGGUGUAGGAACACCCAUUGGCUCUCCAUAUAGAGAUAAAAUUACUAUUGCCAUCCUCCAGUUACAAGAGGAAGGAAAACUGCACAUGAUGAAGGAGAAGUGGUGGCGAGGCAAUGGUUGCCCUGAGGAGGACAGCAAGGAAGCCAGUGCCCUUGGUGUGGAGAAUAUUGGGGGCAUCUUCAUAGUGCUUGCAGCAGGACUUGUUCUUUCUGUUUUUGUAGCCAUUGGAGAAUUUAUUUACAAGUCAAGAAAAAACAGCGACAUUGAACAGGCCUUUUGUUUCUUUUAUGGACUGCAGUGCAAGCAAACUCAUCCAUCCAACUCCACUUCUGGAACUACUUUAUCUACGGAGUUAGACUGUGGCAAAUUAAUUCGGGAAGAACGAGGGAUUCGAACACAGCCCUCAAUUCAUACUGUAUAGUUACAGUAAGGCAAAGGUGUGUUCAGAUAAUAGCAAACCUCCUCGACAAUCUAUAUGAAGCUGAAAACAUGUUUGACUCUGAUCCAAAGAGUUACCACUAGUUUUUUACCUGUGACCAUAUUUGCUCUAAAAAAUUGUUUCUAAUAGUAGCCCCACAACAAAUGGUAAACUACUUUUGAAAAUAAGAGGACUUUCCGAAGGACACAGUGAUGUGGCAUCAGGAUCUUCUGUACAAAGAAGGGCAACACACACAAACACACACGAAAUCACCAUCAUUUAAGGGUGUCUUUACAAUACUUCUUUGAGUACAAUACCUUGGGAGGAAUUGCUAAAACUGUUGGAUGAUCCUCCACUCAUUGUGACAACUGAUAUACUUAAGUGCUUAAUAAAUGUCAAAUCAUAACAUAAUACAAUAUUGCAGAUUAUUGCUUUGUAGAAUACAGGAUAUUCAGGUUUCUUUAAUGGCAAUGGACAAUCAUCCCAUCUAGCAAGGGAGGUAUAUACAUGGAAGGAGAUUUUUGGAUACAGAAGCCCUUCCCCAAUAGGAAAGCAGUUCACGCAGGUCAGACACAAUCCCACAAAACCAGGAAUCAAAUCCCAUGCACUGUGCAAGCACUAUCUCUUUUGCGUCAUGUGCAGCAGCCCGAGCAAUUGCUACAUGUGGUGUGGAGGAGAGACACUGCUAGCAGUCACACGGGGUUUUGUUCUUGGCAGGUCCUGCAUAUCACUAUCAGUGUACUUUUUCACAUCAUGUUUGGAAUGGUGCACCCGACAUGGAGGAAGGUUGAUCAUGUGGGGCUUCCCAGGAAUCAAGCCCCAUGUGCCACUCAAGAAGCGUCCCUCUUUUGCAUCACCUGCAGCAGUUGCUUGUGUUGCUUCACCUGAUGCAGAAGACUGCCAGUUGUGCAACCUUCACUCCACAAGUGUUCACAGACUUGCAGAACCAGGUUGAGCAGCAUGCCCAGAAGCCCACAAAUACUAGACACACAGUUUCUUCUUGGGUCCAACCCAGCCCUAGUGCUGGAUCACCAGCUGCAUGCCUGGGUAGUUGCAACUGCAUUUUGAUUGGGCUUAAUAACUUCUUGCCAGUCUUUUUACAAGAUGCAGUGUUUGAGGGUAAAACUAAUUUGCUUUCAUUUUCCUUUCCUAUUCAAGCAAAACUAAUUAAAAUCACACUCAUCUUUCAGAAGAGGAACAGCUAAGAGGGAAGGUUUUAGAUAUUCAUUUUUACCCAAAGCUAAAUAUUUCCUCUCCAAGCAGAAGUAUUCAGGAGGCUUAUGCUUGAAGACCAUAAAGCUGCCUAGGAAGGCCUUUUGGCAGUUAUAGGUGGCAUAUAAUAUGUGAACAAACAAACUUCACAGAAGUUUCUGGCAGACAGCAUCAAAAUUACACUAGCACAGCAACAUAAUGAGUCUGACAAUGCAGUCCAUUUCUAUGUACUUUACAGUCCACUGUUUUUAUAGGAAUGUUUUAUGGGCUAUCCAAUGUUGUUGGGUAAACUCAGUUUAAGACACAUGUAACCUAGCAUUGGAUGCAUGGAAAUGCACUUCUGUGAGCUUAUUCCUGGCUGGAUGGGGAAACAUCUCUACAGCUUAGUGCUGCGUACUUAAUUCAUGCCUUUGAGCCAACAGCUGGCAGAGUGCUCGUAGAGCCCUUUUUAAAAGAUAAAACCCCAGUAAUCAGCUCUAACAGAGAAAGUAUAUAGUAGUAUCCAUAUAACUUUUUCCCUUUGAUGUCUCUUUUUCUAUGCUACAAUUCUGGUCAUUCAAGUAUAAAAAGUCUUUGCAGUAACUAGAUAAUUUCUUAAAACCAUUUUCCACAGCAAAGAUUUCAUCAUACUCUUAGACAGCUUGGGCAGUUUCAAAAUUACUCAUGUUUAUACCCCAGUCCUCACUGUCUUUACCUGGGAGUUACACUGAUCUUAACAGAAAGUACUUAUGAUUAAAACUGCAACCUUAGACUAAUAAAUGUUUAGUAAAAAGAAAAAAAGAUUCCAGGAGCAAUACACUGCCACUGAUAACCUUAUAUUAUGUUACUGUAGGCAAUUAACAAUUUUCUCUAUCAAACCUGCAGUUUGAUCCAAGGCAUAAAAUUUAGAAUCUGGGGCUUAAUUUAGAAUAAUUAUAAAUUCUGUUUCUAAUGCAUGCUACCACCAAUUCAAAAGUGAGUUUUGAUAGUGUCCUUGGCCUCCAUGUUUCUAUUCCUAACUAUUCUAAACCAUGGCCACUCUCCAGGUAACUCAAUUUGUGUGUUAACUCAUUAUGUGCUUUUAAAACUA
Molecule: messenger RNA, 5041 nt
Organism: Varanus komodoensis (Komodo dragon)
Lineage: Eukaryota; Metazoa; Chordata; Lepidosauria; Squamata; Varanidae
Gene: GRIK1
Product: glutamate ionotropic receptor kainate type subunit 1
Exons: 17
Coding region: 1-2763 (920 amino acids)
Biological process (GO): synaptic transmission, glutamatergic; monoatomic ion transport; modulation of chemical synaptic transmission
Cellular component (GO): presynaptic membrane; kainate selective glutamate receptor complex; postsynaptic membrane
Molecular function (GO): transmitter-gated monoatomic ion channel activity involved in regulation of postsynaptic membrane potential; kainate selective glutamate receptor activity
Source: RefSeq, a predicted model, not a curated record